Molecule: messenger RNA, 3511 nt
Organism: Dermacentor andersoni
Lineage: Eukaryota; Metazoa; Arthropoda; Arachnida; Ixodida; Ixodidae
Biological process (GO): cell surface receptor signaling pathway; G protein-coupled receptor signaling pathway
Cellular component (GO): membrane
Molecular function (GO): G protein-coupled receptor activity
Source: RefSeq, a predicted model, not a curated record
CCGUAGGGCUUGCCCCACCCCACCGCGGACGCAUCGUAAGGGUCCCCCGCCCGGAAAGAACGCGUCGCAAUGAGGACUGACUGAUGCUGAAAACGUUGCGCUUAUGAAGUGCACGGAAGUUCUACAACAGUUUUACAAGCACUUCAGUCGGCGGUGACCUUGGCUUGAAGCGUGGGGUUGAGAGCUUCGGUGCAGCGCUCAACAUUACGGAGCUGAAGGUGUUUCAGCGUGACGCCGCUGAGCAAACUUCAAACGCAGAAGAAGACUAAAGAAGCCCCAAGUAACAGGGAUGGUUGCCUUGUUCCCUAGCGACGCCAUUUGUUUCCGGCUUGAGUCAUGCGAUACAAAGGCAGUGUCUUCUUGCAAAAGCCGUUGGAGAAAGGGCUGCCCAAGGUUUCAGUCUUACCACAUUAUACGAUGACAUUGCUCUCGUGGAUGUCGUGGUUCGUCUCGGCCCACAUGGUGGCAGGGCUCUUCACGCUCAAGUCAUCAAGCAUGCAGAUGCCAUGCAACGAGAGUUUUUCACUGACGAUGUCCGAGUGGACGCACCAGGACCUACCAGAAGCCGUGCCUCGAACGCUCACCAACUGCCCUGAGCAAUUUCACGGCUGCUCGCAAGAGCUGAUCGGCUGCAGCGCGAACACGUACGUGGUGACGUGCUCCUGCGCACCCAACUGCAGAGCCUACGGUGACUGUUGCUGGAACGUCGCGUUUCCCACAACUCCCGUAGCACAGAUGUCCAGGGCAUCCUGCGUCGAAGUACAAGUCUCACCGACGACGAAAAUUCACGUCAACAUGGUCACUGGUUGCUCCGCAACCUGGCCUAACGACGACGUGCGAGAUGCGUGUGAAAGACCGGAGUCCUUUACGGAUAUUUUUUACGUCAUUCCGGCCACAAGCGUUACUGGUGUCACAUACCGGAAUGGUUUCUGUGCCAAGUGUAACAAGGACAUCGCGAAUGCAAUCUUCUGGAGCGCAGUGGAGCACAGACUAGAACGCGGCGUCCACAUGCUGCCCCCAAGAGUCGCCCAAAGUGAUGCAUCACUUCACCUGAGGCCCUGUAAUCAAGGCGUGACUGUCAACACUUGCUCGGAGAACGUUUCCGAGGUCGUGUCCCGAAAAUGCCAGAUGUACUACGCACCAGUCCGGGACGCUAACAUUCCAGGCUCACCGGCGUUCAGGAACGUCUACUGUGCCGUGUGUAACGGUGUAAACACGUCGCGCUUGUCUUGCAGUCCGACCACCCAUCGCCCUGUGGCGCUACGCCCAGGCGUACAGACAUCUCAGCUAAGCGGCUUGUUAAAACCGGUGAUGAGGACACCUGCAUGUUACGCCCUUCACGAUGGCCGCUGCUACAUCCGGCGCUCUCGGUUCGUCUCGAAAAGACAUCAUAGCUCCGGGGUGCAACAAGACAUUGCAGAAGGCGGGGAAGGUUCUACGGAACUAGAAUUUCCAGGCAGAUACACGUCGGAGUGGCCAAACAAAUACGGUGUGCAGCACUACAUCGCGUUUGUCUGCACAUCUCUCUCGAUAUCUUUCAUCAUACUGAAGCUCGUUGUGUUCUGUGCUUACAAGGAGGCCCGCAGCUCUUCGUCCUCUUGCACGAUGUGCCUGGCAGUGACGCUGCUAGUCGCUCAAAUGCUCUUCCUCUUCACAAAGUGCGUGGAACUUGAGGAAUCCGUUUGCUUCGCCGGCGCGGUGUUUGCCCAUUACAGCUUCCUCAGUACAUUCUUGUGGACGUGCGUGCUGUCCUUUGACAUCUGGAAAAGCCUGACCACCGUCCAGGUGUCCUCGACCAGUAGGAACACACUGGCCUUGUACUCUCUUCUUUCCUGGGGCGCGCCCUUACUGGUGGUCAGCGCCGCUUUGACCGUGGAUCAGACGGCUCCUCAAUCGGUGCUAUCUCCCAGCUACGGCGACCCUGUAUGCUUCAUCGGCUCCUUCUGGGGCCUUGUGGUCUACUUCUUACUGCCCAUGGCGUCGCUAGUGCUGUUCUGCCUGAUUCUAUACUUGCACACUGUGCACUACAUUCGCACGACGUCUUCUGCAGCCGAGGGCGCGGACCCCAACUCAAAGACCCGAAGCGGUGACAGUGUGAAGCGCGGUCAAGAACGAACCAAUCUUGCACUUUUCGUUCGCCUGGCCAUCAUCAUGGGCGCGCCCUGGGCCGUCGCCCUUGCCGGUUCUUUCGUCCACAGCACAAUCAUCGAAUCCAUCGUGAACGUUUUGGUUGGUUCCCAAGGGGUCUACCUGUUCUUCGUCUUCAAGGACUACCGCUACAUUUGGUGGUCUCUUCGUAAGCUAAUAGCGAAGACAGAUCCCAGCACCAGUUCUUGAAUGUUCGCUUCACACGCUGUCCAGUCAGAGGGAUUUACCACAAAAUAAUAGCAUAUUUGAAAGCCUUAAACGGUAUAUAAUAGAGCUAAGAAAGAGCUAACAGCAAUCUAUACGAAGAUAGAAAGAUACAUGUAUUUUUUUUUUGCCCUGUGAAACGUGCACCAUCAAACGUUUCACCCACACUAAGCAUUGAUCAAGCUUCAGUACACCGCGUGAGAGGCGAGCUUUUCACCGUGAAGCUAGUGUUCAAAAUCUUCGUUCACCAUAUUUAUGUGGCUAGCUGCGGCAUCACUUCCGAAACCGCUAAGUGCGUGUUUCUCCAGAACAGUGCUCUCAAAGUUACAUUGCCGCUUUAACUUGCGAGGUUCGACGUCCUCGCUGGAUCUCGCAGCUACGGUAGACAUCGCGAGGCCGGGAAAUUAUGAACUCGCAGCAUGACGCCACAGCCGUGGCUUUAGAGACGUUUUUUUUAUAUAAACUAAAGAAUCAAAAACGAGAAAAGAAAAAUGUUGAAGUAUGACGCAGGAAAAAAAUAAAUUGAGAUUACCAAGUUCUUGUGGUCAUCGCCGUGGUCUGCUGAAAAGCCGCACUGGUGGCGCACGCAGGCACCAGCGCCAGAUUCCCCCUCUGGUGGCCGUAGUCUGAAGCUGAAUUUGUGACGUCGAGUCGAGCACCGUUGGGCUUAACCGUGCCACUUCCUCCUACUCUGCUCCUCCUUCUUUAGUGUUCGCACACGUUGAUGUGUCGAUGUUGCAUUUACUCACGAAGGGAAACGCUCGAGUGUAUUUGCUACCGGCGGCGCAAACGAAUACUUGCCAGCAACAACUUCAACCUGCACCUGCGUUAUGACAUUGGAGCACAAUUAAACAUGCGUGCUUAGAUGGUACAACAAGGCAAAAUGUUUCACGCAAGGAAAGCUGGAAAAAGAAUCACGUCGCAUAAAGAAAUAGCACUUCGCGGAGGACAAGACUAUAGAUCUCCAGCCAUUGGCUUGUUAUAGUUAUGUUGAUACCCGAAAAAGGCACUUGUUUCUAAGAUGCUUCCCAAAACAUCUUCGUGUCUCAUUGUCUUGGGCAAAACAAUCCUAAACGUCGCCAUCCUGAUCAUAAUUUUAUUAACCACGGCAUGCUUGAUGUGAGCCGCUUUUCAUUUCAUUAAAACAAACCGCUUUGUU